Molecule: messenger RNA, 402 nt
Organism: Rotaria sp. Silwood1
Lineage: Eukaryota; Metazoa; Rotifera; Eurotatoria; Philodinida; Philodinidae
Source: the annotation of a GenBank genome assembly
AUGGUUAUAACUUAUAAUUGUUACUAUAUAAAACAAAGUAAAAUGAAUUUUAAUACAUUGUUAAAAUACAUUUACAAUGAACCAAAUAUUAUUUCAAAAAUUAAAUCAUAUUAUGAAUCUAAAAAUAUUGAAGUACAAUGGCCAAGUUGUAAUUUAACUUUAGUACAAAAUCAACUAUUUUUGCCAUAUAAAGAUAUAUCGUUUGAAAACAUCGAUCGUCCACUACAAUGGACAAUUGGAAAAAUUUUAAUUUUUUAUUAUAAUCACAAAAAUAUAAAUAAUGAAAUCAAAGUAAUAGAAAAAAUUGUUCAUGUAUUCAUAAUGACAUUAAAAAUAUGUCUUUUAAAAUAUGAAGAUAGUAAUGAAGUAUUAUCUGAAAAAAAUGUACAUUUAAUUAAAUGA